AUGAUGGAGAUACAGAAAGCAGCUGAACUCUGUUUUCCACAACUCCUCAACAGUUCCUGCAGGAAGCCGACACUUCACUGGUCCAGAGCUGUGCUCCUAAACACUGUGCUGUCCUUCAUCUCUCUGAUCACUGCUGCAUUAAACCUGCUCGUCAUCAUCUCAGUCUCACACUUCAGGCAGCUCCACACACCCAGUAAUAUCCUCCUCCUCUCUCUGGCUGCCUCAGACUUUCUCGUGGGUCUCCUGUUGAUGCCAUUAGAAAUGUUUAGAAACACAACCUGCUGGGUACUUGGUGAUCUUGUGUGUUCUGUUUAUUGGUAUCUGUCCGCCAUUCUAAUCUGCACUUCAGUAGGGAACGUAGUUCUCAUAUCAGUUGAUCGCUAUGUGGCUAUUUGUGACCCCCUGCAUUACCACACCAGAAUUACUGUAGCAAGAGUCAAACUCAGUGUUUGUCUGUGUUGGUUUUAUGCUAUUUUGUACAGCAUUCUUUAUACAAAGGAUUUCCUACUUAAGCCAGGCAGGUAUAAUUCCUGCCAUGGAGAGUGUCUGGUUGUUAUCACUGAGAUUGCAGGGAUUGUUGACCUUGUUUUAACAUUUAUUGUUCCAGUUUCUGUCAUCAUAGUUCUGUAUAUGAGAGUGUUUGUGGUGGCUGUGUCUCAGGCUCGUGCCAUGCGCUCUCAUGUUACAGCUGUCACACUUCAGCUUUCACUGAAUCAAACAAACAGAUCUGAGCUGAAAGCAGCCAGGACUCUUGGGGUUCUUGUAGUUGUGUUUCUCACAUGUUACUGUCCAUCUUAUUGCUAUGCUUUUGUUGUACAAGACAUAGCCAGUAAUCCAUCUACAUUUUUGUUUAUCAUUGUCUUUUAUUUUAACUCUUGUCUAAACCCUUUGAUCUAUGCCCUGUUUUACCCCUGGUUUAGAAAUGCUGUUAAACUUAUCAUCACUCUGAAGAUACUGCAUCAUAACAGCAGUGAGGCCAACAUAGUAUAA
Messenger RNA from Archocentrus centrarchus (flier cichlid), 990 nucleotides. Its product is annotated as trace amine-associated receptor 13c-like. The transcript is spliced from 2 exons. Gene Ontology annotation, molecular function: trace-amine receptor activity. Gene Ontology annotation, biological process: G protein-coupled receptor signaling pathway. Gene Ontology annotation, cellular component: membrane. The record is from RefSeq and is a predicted model, not a curated record. The coding region runs from base 1 to 990 and encodes 329 amino acids. Lineage: Eukaryota; Metazoa; Chordata; Actinopteri; Cichliformes; Cichlidae.